Molecule: messenger RNA, 821 nt
Organism: Etheostoma cragini (Arkansas darter)
Lineage: Eukaryota; Metazoa; Chordata; Actinopteri; Perciformes; Percidae
Product: tripartite motif-containing protein 16-like protein
Exons: 2
Coding region: 1-789 (262 amino acids)
Molecular function (GO): protein binding
Source: RefSeq, a predicted model, not a curated record
AUGGAGAAGGGUUGGCCGGUCUUCCUGGCUACCAACCUCCUGGUCCAGCACAACCAGUUUCUACACAACUACCCCUCACUGGCACCACUCAGCCAAUCAGCAUCCAGCAUCCAGAUCCGUCCUAUGAGCGGCUUUGAGGACGUGACAGCGGCCGUGUCAGAGCUCAGAGAUCAACUACAGGAGGUCCUGAGAGACAAGUGGACAGGGACUGAAGUAGACGUUUUACUGCCUCAACCAGAGCCCAAGACCAGAGCUGACUUCCUAAAAUAUUCACGAGACCUUACACUGGAUCCAAACACAGCAAACACACAUUUGUUAUUAUCUGAGGGGAACAGGAAAGCAACGUACGUGAGACAACAACAGUCUUAUUCUAGUCACCCAGACAGAUUCACUGUCUGGCCUCAGGUCCUGAGUAGAGAGAGUCUGACUGGACGCUGUUACUGGGAGGUGGAGAGGAGAGGGGAAGGCGUACAUGUGGCCGUCGCCUACAAGAACGUCAGCAGAGCGGGGGGGGAUUGUGGAUUCGGAGAAAAUGACAAAUCGUGGGCGUUAGAUUGUGAGACUAACAGUCAUUCAUUUUGGUACAACAAUGUCCAAACUCCCGUCUCAGGUCCUGUGUCCUCCAGAGUAGGAGUGUACCUGGAUCACAGUGCAGGUAUUCUGUCCUUCUACAGCGUCUCUGAAACCAUGACGCUCCUCCACAGAGUCCAGACCACGUUCACUCAGCCCCUCUACGCUGGACUUUAUCUUUAUUACGGACACACGGCUGAGCUGUGCAAGCUGAAAUAGACAGAGGUCAUUGAUAGGGUUUCCUCUGAAGC